Budorcas taxicolor (takin) is the source of this 3635-nucleotide messenger RNA. RefSeq names its product ring finger protein 111 (gene RNF111). The coding region runs from base 314 to 3325 and encodes 1003 amino acids. Gene Ontology annotation, biological process: positive regulation of DNA-templated transcription; ubiquitin-dependent protein catabolic process; positive regulation of transforming growth factor beta receptor signaling pathway. Gene Ontology annotation, molecular function: SMAD binding; ubiquitin protein ligase activity; SUMO polymer binding. The transcript has 14 exons. Lineage: Eukaryota; Metazoa; Chordata; Mammalia; Artiodactyla; Bovidae. Gene Ontology annotation, cellular component: cytoplasm; nucleus. The record is from RefSeq and is a predicted model, not a curated record.
GUGUUCGGUCUGCGCAGCAUAGAAACGCCCGCAGUUUCGGGGAACGAGUUCCCGUGGGACCAAAUUAGGCAUUCUGAACCCAAGCCGGGUCAGCUGGGCCGAACCAGGCGCUGCCGCUGGUACAGUUUUGGUGGCGGUGACAGACGCUGCUCUUGACCGUAGGGGCCUCUUAGGCCAACAUCUGAGGCGCAGAUCACUGGCUCUCGACGCAUCCUCUUCCCCGCUCACAUCUCCUGUCUUCCUUCCUGGGCCAGCGAUUCCCAGAGCCUGGGAAGAGGGUGGCUAAUGAUUCAGGCCUUCCUUAAAGUUUCCCAUGUCUCAAUGGACUCCUGAAUAUAACAAGCUGUACACCUUAAAAGUGGAUAUGAAGAGUGAGAUUCCUUCUGAUGCACCAAAGACACAGGAGAGUCUGAAAGGGAUCCUGUUGCAUCCAGAGCCCAUUGGGGCAGCCAAAAGUUUUCCUGCUGGAGUUGAGAUGAUUAAUAGUAAAGUGGGGAAUGAAUUCUCUCAUUUGUGUGAUGAUUCUCAAAAACAAGAGAAGGACAUGAAUGGUAACCAACAAGAGCAAGAAAAAAGUGUUGUUGUGAGGAAGAAACGCAAAAGCCAGCAGGCUGGCCCUUCAUACAUGCAAAAUUGUGCUAAGGAGAACCAGGGAAUAUUAGGAUUGAGACAACACCUAGAAACACCAAGUGAUGAAGAUAAUGAUUCCUCUUUUAGUGAUUGUCUGUCUUCUCCUUCAUCUAGUCUACAUUUUGGAGAUUCUGAUACUGUGACUUCAGAUGAGGAUAAAGAAGUCUCUGUAAGACAUUCCCAGGCAAUUUUGAGUGCUAAAAGUAGAACUCACAGUUCACGGUCCCAUAAGUGGCCUCGGACUGAGACAGAAUCCGUUUCAGGAUUGUUAAUGAAAAGACCCUGUUUUCAUAGCAGUUCAUUAAGGAGACUUCCAUGCAGAAAGAGAUUUGUGAAAAAUAAUUCCUCACAGAGGACACAGAAACAAAAAGAGAGGAUAUUAAUGCAGAGGAAAAAACGAGAAGUGUUAGCCCGAAGAAAAUAUGCAUUGCUCCCCAGUUCUAGUAGUUCCAGUGAGAAUGACCUCAGCAGUGAAUCCUCUUCCAGCUCAUCAACUGAAGGAGAAGAAGAUUUGUUUGUUUCUACCAGUGAAAACCACCAAAACAAUCCAACUGUUGCCUCAGGAAAUAUUGAUGAAGAUGUUGUGGUGAUAGAAGCUUCCUCCACUCCCCAGAUCACUGCCAAUGAAGAAAUUAAUGUUACCUCAACUGACAGUGAAGUGGAGAUAGUAACAGUUGGGGAAAGCUAUCGGUCUCGGUCAGCCCUUGGACACAAUAGAUCUCACUGGAACCAAGGUUCAAGUUCUCAUACAAGUCGACCACAGGAGCCACGGAACCGCAAUAGAAUGUCUACUGUUAUACAGCCCUUGAGGCAGAAUGCAGCAGAAGUUGUGGACCUUACUGUUGAUGAAGAUGAACCUACUGUAGUACCAACCACUUCUGCGAGAAUGGAAUCACAAACCACAAGCGCUUCCAUUAACAAUUCAAAUCCAUCUACCUCUGAGCAGGCCUCUGACACUGCUGCAGCUGUCACUAGUAGCCAACCCUCCACAGUGUCAGAGACUUCAGCUACUCUCACAAGCAAUAGUAUGACUGGUACUUCUGCAGGAGAUGACUCGAGGAGAACUGCAUCUAAUGCUGUAACAGAAACUGGCCCUCCUGCAAUGCCUAGGUUACCGUCCUGCUGUCCCCAGCACUCACCCUGUGGAGGGUCAUCGCAGAAUCACCAUGCAUUAGGACAUCCGCACACAAGUUGCUUUCAGCAGCAUGGCCACCAUUUUCAGCAUCAUCACCACCAUCAUCAUACUCCCCACCCAGCUGUCCCAGUUUCUCCUUCCUUUAGUGAUCCUACUUGUCCUGUGGAAAGACCUCCACAAGUACAACCACCUUGUGGAGCAAAUAGUACUUCUAGUACCAGCUACCAUGACCAGCAGGCAUUGCCAGUAGACCUGAGCAGCAGUGGUAUCAGAAGUCAUGGAAGUGCUGGUUUUCAUGGAGCAUCUGCAUUUGACCCCUGCUGUCCUGUUUCUUCUUCCCGAGCUGCAAUCUUUGGCCAUCAGGCUGCUGCUGCCGCUGCCCCGAGUCAGCCAUUAUCAAUAGAUGGUUAUGGAUCAAGCAUGGUUGCCCAGCCCCAGCCCCAGCCCCCUCCACAAGCCUCACUGUCAUCUUGUCGACAUUAUAUGCCACCUCCUUAUGCUUCUUUGACAAGACCACUUCAUCAUCAAACCUCUGCCUGCCCCCACUCUCAUGGAAACCCUCCUCCUCAGACUCAGCCUCCACCUCAAGUGGAUUAUGUUAUUCCUCAUCCUGUUCAUGCUUUCCAUUCUCAAAUAUCGUCUCAUGCAACAUCUCACCCCGUGGCACCCCCACCUCCAACUCAUUUAGCCAGUACAGCUGCACCAAUCCCUCAGCAUCUUCCUCCCACACACCAGCCAAUUUCACACCAUAUUCCAGCCACAGCACCUCCAGCACAAAGACUGCACCCUCAUGAAAUGAUGCAGAGGAUGGAAGUUCAAAGAAGGAGAAUGAUGCAGCACCCAACUGGUCUUUUUGUGUUCUGUGUUUCCAGGCGGGCACAUGAACGCCCCCCACCCCAUCCACAUAGGAUGCACCCAAAUUAUGGUCACGGGCAUCAUAUUCAUGUGCCUCAGACUAUGUCCUCACAUCCUCGACAGGCUCCGGAGAGAUCUGCCUGGGAACUGGGAAUUGAAGCUGGAGUAACUGCAGCUACUUAUACACCUGGAGCAUUGCAUCCUCACUUGGCCCAUUACCAUGCACCACCUCGGCUUCAUCACCUGCAAUUAGGAGCUCUACCUUUAAUGGUUCCUGACAUGGCAGGCUAUCCUCACAUUCGUUACAUUUCAUCAGGCUUGGAUGGAACAUCAUUCAGAGGUCCUUUCAGGGGCAAUUUUGAGGAACUUAUUCAUUUAGAAGAAAGAUUAGGAAAUGUUAAUCGUGGAGCAUCCCAGGGGACAAUUGAAAGAUGUACAUAUCCACAUAAAUACAAAAAGGUAACAACUGAUUGGUUCUCACAGAGGAAACUGCACUGCAAACAAGAUGGGGAAGAAGGGACUGAGGAAGACACAGAGGAAAAAUGUACUAUCUGUUUGUCUAUUUUAGAGGAAGGUGAAGAUGUGAGACGCCUUCCCUGUAUGCACCUUUUCCACCAAGUGUGUGUUGACCAGUGGUUGAUCACCAAUAAGAAGUGCCCCAUUUGCAGAGUGGACAUUGAGGCCCAGCUGCCAAGUGAAAGUUGACACCAUGUUUCAGAACUCUUCCCCUCCCUCUCAUUCCCACCCUCCUGGUACUGCAGUCAACCAAAGAUGGCAUGACUUACCUGCGCAGAUUCGGAAGCCUUGAACUUAAGAGUGCUGGCUCUGCUACAUGGUACAACUAAUGCUAGACCUACAGUUUAUGUAUACAGUUGAUUUUGAUGUAUUUAUAAAAGCUUUUUUUUUUCUAGAUUUGACAUUUUUCCUGUAUCAUUUUACUGUAUUUUUGCAUGGUUCCUUGUAUUGCAUUUCUUUGCACAUAUUAUGGGCUUGUGACCCUAAACUUGCAGGCAAG